This is a messenger RNA of Gastrolobium bilobum, 1119 nucleotides long. RefSeq lists its product as uncharacterized. The coding region runs from base 78 to 620 and encodes 180 amino acids. NCBI's taxonomy places the organism in Eukaryota, Viridiplantae, Streptophyta, Magnoliopsida, Fabales, Fabaceae. The transcript has 2 exons. The record is from RefSeq and is a predicted model, not a curated record.
GAACCCAACCCAAGUUGACUCAUUGGAGAAACAUGGGCCACAUAAAGAAAAGUGGUUGCAGGAUGAGGUAGCAGCAGAUGAGAGCCAUGGCCACAGCAUUUACAUCAUCCUCAUCUCCACAGAUUGCAACUUUCCUUUCUUCAAAUUUCCAUUCAAAGUCAUACUCAUACUUGCCUCUUGGAACUAGAACUCUAUCAUCUCUGCCAUCUACCUCACCCAUCAUCAUCCCAUCCAAAAAAUUCAUACUUUUUCACAACCCACUUCAAAGAAAUAACAGACUUGGCCUCAUUCCUCUCGCUGCUGCCACUCCUGCUGAAGAUGUUCUACUUUCGGAAGCCGCGGCGGUUGAUGCUACGGAGCAAUUGGUCUCCAACACCGAUGGUGGGGUGUCAACAGUCAUAUCAGCUCUUCUCUUUGUUGCUUUCAUUGGCCUAUCCAUUCUUACUGUUGGGGUAAUCUAUUUAGCAGUGACAGAUUUCCUGCAAAAGAGAGAGAAAGACAAGUUUGAGAAAGAAGAAGCAGCUAACAAAAGCAAGACGAGGAAGAAGAAGGUGGCAAGAGCCAGGACAGGGCCUAGAGGAUUUGGCCAAAAGAUUGAUGAAAAAGAGGACGACGAUUAGGAUACAAAUAGCAGUAAACACCCUUUUUAGUCUCUGUCAAUAUUUACGAAGUCCUUUUUAGUCCCUGGCAAUAAAAAAGGACGAAAUUGGUCCAUGAAAUUACAAAAAAAGGGUCAUGUUAGUCCUUAUGUCAACUCCCAAAUAUGUAGAGUGACCCUUUUCUUGUACUUUCAGGGACCAAUUUGGUCCUUUUUUAUUGCCAGGGACUGAAAAUGACUUCGUAGAUAUUGCCAGGGACUAAAAAGGGUGUUUACUCUACAAAUAACUUACACCCAUGUCAUUUCAGGUCCUCUGCAUUCUUAUCUUUGAAAUGAGAUUUUGCGUGUACCCUUCUUCUUUUUUUUCUUUUUUAUAUGGUUAGCAAACUGCUUGUCUUCACAAUGUGAUUUCAGUUUCGAAAAGUAAGGAUUUGUUUGGUGAAUAGGAUAGGAUAAGCAAGUGAAUUACCUUGUUCGGAUUGAUGGAAAUGUCGAAUGAUCCAAUGAAGUUUGAUUAAUUU